AUGGGCAACUCAGCCUUGACCCCUUUGGUCCACCAGUACUGGGACCAGAAUCAGGACCCAGUCUUCUCAACGGCCGGGUAUGAGGUCAAAUUUAAGGACCUCAAGACUCUCCACAGAGCUGCCUACGACGGCGACCUCUACGACAUGAUGGACCUGGUCCAUCUGAAAAGAAAUAAGUUAAAUGCAUAUGACAAGAAGAAGAGAAGUGCUUUGCAUUUGGCUUGCGUAAGAGGCUAUGCCAAGGUGUCCACUAUGUUGAUCGACAAGGACUGCGAUCUGAACAUCAGAGAUGCUGAAGAGAGGACACCUCUGAUAAAGGCCGUGCAAUGCGAGAGACCGCAGUGUGUCACUCUCCUCUUAGAACGUGGCGCAGAUCCCAACAUCACGGAUAUCCACGGUAACUGCGCUCUCCACUAUGCUGCCCACAGCGGCAAUGUAGAGAUUACAACAAAACUCCUUGAACAUGGUGCCGCUACAGAGAUAAUGAACAAGAAAGACACCACACCACUCUUCCUUGCUCUGAAGGAAACCCAUUCAGAUGUGGCGGAACUUUUAAUUAAGCAUAAGGCAAAUAUACAUCUAGUUGAUGGAUGUAGGAGAACAGCGCUCAUGCUUGCUGUACUUUGUAAUUCGGAAAGCUUAGUGGAUCUUCUUUUGGAGCAGAAUAUUAAUGUCUUUGCGGAAGAUUUAUUUGGACGGACUAUAGAUAAUUUUCUUCUUCCUGACUCUGAAAGCAUUCAACAGAAAAUUUUGGAAUACAAGGCAAAAAUUAAACCUAUAACUCCUGCACAAGCAAGAGCAACUUUGGUUAAGGAAAGGCGUUCUGUUUGUCAAAAAGAAGAAAUGGCUGAAAACCAUUUUUCCACCUUCACUUUAGUCCAGCCAUUCAUACCAGGUCCUCGAAUGGCCUUUGUCAACCAUUGUGAUACAGAGGAAGGAGCAAGAGAGUCAGAAGUUGGAGACAAUACCAACACGAUUGGUAUUGUUGAAAGUGCUACACAAAAGCAAAUAGAUAAAAUCUCUGUACUGUUAUCAGGACACGACAAACCAAAAGAACCAAGUUUGUAUUUGGAGAGUAUUUCAGAGACUCUUUCAGAGAAGGAUCUUAGUCAUUCAUCUCAGGAUGCCAAUCAAGAAGAAAAAAACAGAGUAAAUGCACAAGUAGAAGGACACAAAAUUUUAUCAAAAUCAGUGAAAGAGGAAGAAGAACCUAAAGGAAGUGAAAAUAACCAGCCACAGUGCAUGUUAAGACACAACCUCAGUAUCAGGUAACAAUAUUCAUUCAGGAAAUUUGCACACACAGAGAAGAUUGGAUUACUGCAGCUCCAGAGAUUACUGGAAGGAGGAGGAAGUGCUGGAUUGGGGCAGAACACAGGGAGGCAUUUCUUUUCUCCAGAAGGAUCAGGCAUCUGAGAUAUAUGUUGCAUUGAUACUAGUUAAUCAGAUCAGGUUACUUUGAACAAAGAUGGCUGGCUUUUUUUGCAAAUGUUAUUAUUGUUUUUUUUUUUUUCUAUAAAGUAGUUGUUUCCUAAUUCCCUUCAUGUGAGGGAAUUAUUUUCUGUACAUUGUGUGAAAUUGUGCUUUACUUAUGAUACAAUUUGUUUCAAAGCUCACUGUGCACGAUGCUGACAUAAAACCUCCUACUC
Molecule: messenger RNA, 1646 nt
Organism: Nycticebus coucang (slow loris)
Lineage: Eukaryota; Metazoa; Chordata; Mammalia; Primates; Lorisidae
Product: putative ankyrin repeat domain-containing protein 19
Exons: 12
Coding region: 1-1272 (423 amino acids)
Molecular function (GO): protein binding
Source: RefSeq, a predicted model, not a curated record